AUGUCGGUACCUCCCAGCAGUUUGGUACGAUCAGCUCUUGAAGGGAGCGGCAUGCUGGCUUCUUCGGAAUAUCCAAGAUUGUACUCCUACUUCGCCAUCUACAGUACCGCGGCGACGGCAUACUGCGUCGGAGGAUCUUUGGCCUACUUCAUCUUCAUGGAAGGUGCUACUACGGAGAAGCUGCAGUGCAUCCAGAUCACUCUUACCAUGCUCAGUGGCCUCAUGAAGCUGUGCAACGCUAUCUUUCAGCAGAACAAGUUGAACACUCUGUUGCUCGGUUUCGAUGGGCUUUGGGAUCAACUUUACGAAGAAACUCAAAAUAGGGAGAUAAUGGAAAAAUCAGAAAAGAGUUGCAGGUUGUUAUACAAGAUCUAUAAGUUCUUUGUUAUAUUCACACCGACAGCUAACAUACUCAUGGCCCUGCUGUUCCACCUGAUUUUUGGAGUGGACCAACUUACGCUACAGAUAUACAUGCCUUUCGACAACAAAAAAUACUACGUUCCUGUUCAGAUUGCACAAAUAACGCUUGCGGUAAGCCCGCUCCUAGCUAACACUUCCAGCUUUUUACUUUACCUAAUUGCAUCCGAGCAGCUGGCCACUUACAUGAGGGUCAUCCGGAGGAAAUUACGGGAGGAGAAAAUAUCCAAGCAGACUAUAAGAGAACAUCAGGAGAUUAUCAAGCUAUUAAAUAAUACCAAUGACCUCUUUUCAUGGCUCCUGUAUUUUGAGACUACUGUAAUAUCAGUGGAGUGCUCAUGUUCAGCAUAUACCCUCUACAAACCUGAAGAAGGUUCCCGAUAUCAGUUGUCGGUAAAAGUUGAUGAAUCCCGCAGCGCAUCUGAACGCGGCAGCCGAUCUGAGGAGACAUUGUAG
Messenger RNA from Nezara viridula (southern green stink bug), 873 nucleotides. Lineage: Eukaryota; Metazoa; Arthropoda; Insecta; Hemiptera; Pentatomidae. The record is from the annotation of a GenBank genome assembly.